UCCCCAACUGACUUUUAAUAAUGAUACUUAUUUGGCUUGCAGCUGGGCUCUGAGCUGAAAUGAUGCGUUUUGUUUUCUGCAAAUAUAGAAAUUCAUUGAUAUGCAACUCUGCAUUGUAAAGUUCAGCUUCUAUUUUCAGACAAAGGAAGCCGUCACCAUCCUUCUUCAGUCUUCAUCUGAUAGUUGUGUCCUAAACCUCAACAUGCUACAUGGCAGCUGCAUUUUUUGCCAUGUCUUCUUUUUUUGGAGGGAAUUGCUGCUGGGAAGAUUGAAAGCUGUCCUAAUAUUUUUUAUUUGUGAAUAAUCUUUCUUUCUAAUUUGAUUAGCAGCACCUGAUUUUUAAAGCUUGAACUAACAAUACAUUAUUGAAUCUAAGGAUUGUUUAAAUGAAAAAGCAGCAGGUGUUUUGUUCCUGCUAACCAGCUGCAGCUGAACAAAGAAAACAUUUGGCUGAUCAAACAUCCAGAACACACAACCAAAGGAAAUUAUGUUCCACCAUUAAAUCCAUGCAUUGAUUUUAUAUUUGCACUUUUGAUUUUAUAUUUGCACUUUUAAUUAAGGUGUGUUCAUAAAUAGCUGGACAGUUUGUAAAGAAUCCCUCAGACUGAGGCGAAAGCACACAGUCAUGGCAGCUCUGACUCUGACUCUUCUUGCUUUAGUCGGUGUUUCCUGCAGCCAGGCUUCAGAUUGCUCCUAUUCUGCUCUGUUGAAUCACCUCAAGCUGGAUGCGACAAACAGCGGCCUCCAGAUUGAACGUCCUGUGAAGAACUGGAACACAACCACAGAGGUUCAGCUGGAAAUUAUUCUGAGUAGCAUUUUAGACCUGAAUGAGAAGCUUCAAACUGUGACAAUUCACAUUUAUGUCAAAACGUAUUGGACUAAUGAACAUCUGAUCUGGGAUCCCUCUGAGUUUUGUGGGCUAAACUUGCUAACCAUUCCAGUUUCUCUGAUCUGGGUUCCAGAUAUAGCCAUACAGGAGGAUGCCUCUGAUAGCACAAAUUCCCAAGACGAUCCUCUAGUCAGCGUGUUUUCGAACGGGAAAGUCGGUGUAGUCAACCGGCUUCAGCUGACCUACAUCUGCAAGUUCGACCUCUUCAAAUUCCCGUUUGACACCCAAACCUGCAACAUCACAUUUUCAUCCCUGAAUUACGACGCGAAUCUGUUGAAGCUGGUAAAAUCCACCAACGACUCCACGCUGACGAAGCUGUCGGGUCUCAACAUGCUGACUGAGGGGGAGUGGAAGCUGGUGAGCAUAAAGAGCAUCAGUUACACGUCUCUCACUCAGAGAAGUACACUCGUUUACCAGAUCUCCCUGAAGAGGAAACCGUUUCUUUACGUCGUCAACUUGAUUUUGCCCUUGUUGUUUCUGCUGGUUCUGGAUUUGGCCUCGUUCUUCAUCAGUGAGAAGCUUGGCUUCCAGAUGACAAUAUUGCUGUCCGUCUUUGUCCUUCUGAAGAUUCUUAAAGACAUUUUACCGUCCACUGAAGACUCUCUGCCGCUGAUGGCCGUCUACUGUGUUUCAAUUUUCACCCUGGUGUGGAUCAACCUGUUGGAGACGAUGCUGAUCGGCUCGUUAAAGGAUGUCGCCUGCUGUGUUGGUGAGGAACGCCAAAAUGCUGAGGUGGUCAAAGUGAAAGAACAGAAAGCUGAUAAUCGAAACGAGUCUGCAGGAGUUUCAGGAACAGAUAAACCAGAGGAGACCAACUCUCCGCUGGAUUUACCUGGUGAUCGACAGAAGCUGAAAUUCAUCAUGGACAGAACGAAACCCGGUCAAAAAGCCCCAGAAACACAGAAAAACCCAUCCAACAGGCUUAGAUGGGUUAAAAUCUUUGACUCUGUAUUCUUCAUCCUCUACUUUACCGUUGUUGUGUUUUCACAGGUUUUUUUAUUUAGUCUUUGGAAAUCUGACAUUUAGAACCAAUUUCUGAAACUUCCCAGUGCUUUCAGAAAGUGCAGUUUCGGUCAAACGUCCCAGGAAGGUCAGUGAACGCUGCACCGUAGAUGCUUCUGUGGUUCUUCUGCGUUUCGUUUCGCCAACAUAAAAUUUGUGUUUGACAGUAAAUUUCUAUCAGUUGAGACAAUAAAACAUUUCUGCCUUUCGCAUGUAUGUUGUUUUUCUAAUAAACCUGAAUCACC
Messenger RNA from Gambusia affinis (western mosquitofish), 2136 nucleotides. RefSeq names its product 5-hydroxytryptamine receptor 3A-like. Lineage: Eukaryota; Metazoa; Chordata; Actinopteri; Cyprinodontiformes; Poeciliidae. Gene Ontology annotation, cellular component: synapse; membrane; neuron projection. Bases 626 to 1915 code for a protein of 429 amino acids. The record is from RefSeq and is a predicted model, not a curated record. Gene Ontology annotation, biological process: chemical synaptic transmission; regulation of membrane potential; signal transduction. Gene Ontology annotation, molecular function: extracellular ligand-gated monoatomic ion channel activity; neurotransmitter receptor activity; transmembrane signaling receptor activity. The transcript has 9 exons.